This is a messenger RNA of Baudoinia panamericana UAMH 10762, 1332 nucleotides long. RefSeq lists its product as uncharacterized. The coding region runs from base 1 to 1332 and encodes 443 amino acids. The transcript has 2 exons. Gene Ontology annotation, biological process: response to heat; protein refolding. Gene Ontology annotation, molecular function: Hsp70 protein binding; ATP binding. Lineage: Eukaryota; Fungi; Ascomycota; Dothideomycetes; Mycosphaerellales; Teratosphaeriaceae. The record is from RefSeq and is a predicted model, not a curated record. Gene Ontology annotation, cellular component: cytoplasm.
AUGAGCACACCAGACGAACAGGACCUCUACGAGCUCCUCUCCAUCCCCCGCACAGCCACCAAAGCCGAAAUCAAAAAAGCCUACCACCGCGCCGCCCUAACCUCCCACCCGGACAAAGUCCCCUCCGAGCAACGCGAAGAAGCCGACCUGAAAUUCAAAGCCAUCUCGCGCGCCUACGAAAUCCUCAGCGACGACGAUACCCGGCAUCUGUACGACGAGCAUGGUAUGGCGGCGUUUGAGAAGGGAGGGGGGAUGAAUGGCGGCGGGGGUCCCGGGGGCCCGGAUCUGGACGAUAUACUCGCGCAGAUGUUCGGGGGCAUGGGCGGGAUGCCCGGGAUGGGCGGCGGGAUGGGCGGAGGGGAUGGGAUGGGAGGUGGGGGCGCGAGGAGGAAAGGAGGCAAAGGCCGGAACGAAGUGCAGCCGUACGAAGUCACGCUGGAAGAGUUGUACAAGGGCAAAACGACGCGCUUCGCCUCGACGAAAAAGGUCGUCUGCGCCACCUGUCGCGGCACGGGGGGCAAAGAAAAGGCCAAGUCCAAGCCCUGCGACAGCUGCAAAGGCCGCGGCCAAACCACCCGCAUCCGUCCCGUCGGCCCCGGCCUCGUCACGCAAGAAACCGUCCCCUGCGCCACGUGCUCCGGUAAAGGGAGUUUCUACGCGGACAAGGAUAAAUGCAAGAAAUGCAAGGGCGCGCGGACGGUGAGCCAGAAGAAGAUCCUCGAGCUUUACAUCCCGCCCGGGAGCAAACAGGGGGAUCGGAUCGUGUUGGCGGGGGAGGCGGAUCAGGAUCCCGAUGAUAGUGAGCCGGGGGAUAUCGUGUUCGAGGUGGUGGAGGAGCCGCACAAAGUGUUCCAUCGCGCGGGCGCGGAUCUGCAGGCGGAUUUGGAGAUUGGGCUGGUGGAGGCGUUGACGGGGUUCAACCGCGUCGUGCUGCGCCAUCUGGACGGGAGGGGGAUCCAACUGCACGUCGAGCAACCGGCGGGCAAAGUGUUGCGUCCUGACGAAAUCCUACGGAUUCGAGGCGAGGGCAUGCCGGUGAAACGAUCGGAUUCCCGCGGGGAUCUGUACCUGACCGUCCGCGUGACGUUCCCCGAGGACGGAUGGUUGAGGGAUCCGGCCGCGGUGGAGCGGGUGAGGGAUGUGCUGCCGAAGGCGGAGGGGGCGCGGUUUGGAGUGGGCGAGACGCCGGAGAUGGUGGAUGAGGUUGAGUUUGAGGCGGUGGAGAAUCUGGAGGGGUUUGGCGCCGGGUCGGAUGAUCCGCGGGCCGGGGCGGAGUGGGAGGAUGAGGAUGGGGAGGCGGGUGGGCAGGGGGCGCAGUGUGCGCAGCAGUGA